AUGGCUAUCAAGCGCGUGAUACUGUUUGGUAUGGAGAGGUUCAAGGUGGAAGGUUCAGGGUGCCGUGGUGCUUACGAUAGCCCGCAACGUAUUGCCCGGGCGGCUCGCGGCGCGAAUGUGAAGCGUACCGUCGCAUGCGCACCGCACGCGUCCAAUCUACAGGUGACAGUAACGUACCGGCGCGGUUUGCCGGUACUCACCAUACCGCUACCGUCACGGCGCGAGCGAUGCCGCUUCACACUCCGUCCCGUCUCGCAAACUGUCGGCGAUCUAUUAGAACAGGUGAAGGCUGAGGACCGUGGAGUGGAGCGCGCGGCUGCGCUGGCGGCGGAUGAGCGCGUGCGCAUCGCCGCGAGCGACACCAUCGAGGCUUUAUUGGAGAGUGACUUCCGACUUAUCAUCAACGACACAGAAUACUACGUCAAGACACCGGCACAGGAGCGCCUAAGUCAAGAAGAGGUAACGCGGUUAAGCGACGUGCGGAACUUGGUGAAUCAGCUGUAUGAAGCGCUGAAUGUUCGAGAGCACCAGAUACGUAAGGAGCGGGAGCUGAAGGCACAGCUGGAGAAACUGUCCACUGAGCUGCAGCCACUGGAGGAGAAACGUAUGAGCCUGGAAGUGGAGACUACACGUCGUACAUCAGCCCUCACGUGGGUGGGUCUAGGACUAAUGGGCGUGCAGUUUGGUGUGCUGGCUCGUCUGACCUGGUGGGAGUACUCUUGGGACAUCAUGGAACCUGUCACGUACUUCGUCACCUAUGGAACGGCGAUGGCAGCGUAUGCCUACUUCGUUUUGACUAAACAGGAAUACGUGUUACCCGAUGUUAAAGAUAGACAGCACCUGUUGACUCUGCACAAAAAGGCGAAAAAGAUUGGACUCGACAUUAAUCAUUACAACACUCUUAAGGAUGAGAUAGCAAAAGUAGAAAAAGACCUCAAUCGUCUCCGCGACCCUCUUCAUAUUCAUCUGCCGAGUAACCUAGGAGGUAAAGGAGGUGGAGCUGAUGACAAACGUUCCCCUCUCUCGAAAAUAAAAGACAUGUUGGAGGAAACCAGCAAGAAGAUGAAAAUCACGUAA
Messenger RNA from Spodoptera littoralis (African cotton leafworm), 1077 nucleotides. NCBI's taxonomy places the organism in Eukaryota, Metazoa, Arthropoda, Insecta, Lepidoptera, Noctuidae. The record is from the annotation of a GenBank genome assembly.